Messenger RNA from Microdochium trichocladiopsis, 1984 nucleotides. RefSeq names its product fungal-specific transcription factor domain-containing protein. Bases 42 to 1922 code for a protein of 626 amino acids. Gene Ontology annotation, molecular function: zinc ion binding; DNA binding. Gene Ontology annotation, biological process: DNA-templated transcription. Lineage: Eukaryota; Fungi; Ascomycota; Sordariomycetes; Xylariales; Microdochiaceae. The record is from RefSeq and is a predicted model, not a curated record. The transcript is spliced from 2 exons.
GUGAUGGCUGUCUGCAGGCGAAUGAGCCAUGCCGAUUUGACAUGCCCAUCGCCCGUCGAGGGCCCAAGGCUCGAAGGACUCGAGCAAGCUUGGGCGGCACGCAGCAUGAACCUGACACUCGCUGGCGACCACUGGCUCGCCCUUCCAUGCCUUCAGACUCUCAUGUUUCCGUGCAGGCAAACUCUCCGGGAGCCGUGAGUCAAGCAUCACCCUCAGCCGAUGCCGCUGCCGCCGCAGCGUUGCGGUCGCUUGCCUGGAGAGCUCCAGGACCAUCAGACACAAUCGAGCAAGAUCAGCAGGACAGAAACAUUGUUCCUGGAUUCAGACAUGAAAUCUCCCCAGAGUUGCCAAUCGUCGAUGUCAACUCACCAUCCUCAAGGAGCGGUGUCAGCAUCGGCCUCACGAACCAGCUGGGAACUUCAGCGGCGCUGGAUCGGUGGAAACUAGUGGUCAACGCUCUGCAAUAUGCCGGCCAAGAUGUUACAGUGCUGCUCCCGAGGGCACUUGAUUUGUUCUUCGAGUAUCUGUAUCCCCUGACACCACUCGUCCACGAGGCUACUCUACGCCAGUCUCUAGCUUCCUUCACGUCCAUGGAUCCAGCGAGUCUUGGGGUUCAAUCAACAAGUCCCAGUGAGCCUUGGCAAGAGUCCUCUCUCACAUUGCUUCUCGCUGUUUCCGCUGCCGCCGCGUUCUUCCUGCCGAAAGACAUCUUUGCCGAAGGCCACAUUGUCAGCGACAUUCUUCUCAACAAUUCGCGGGCAUCUUUGAACAACUACGUGGAAGCGGACCUGGCCAAUCCCAACGCUAGCUCACUGGCCAUUCGGUACUUCCACUCGAAUUGCCUCCACGCCGCUGGAAGACCAGGACAGUCGUGGCUGGUCUUUGGGGAAGCGGCCAGACUGGCUCAGGCGAUGCAGCUACAUGAAGAAAGCGCAUACACAGGCUUGGAGGGGUUGGAAGCAGAACUACGAAGGAGAGCAUUCUGGAUUCUCUACAUGGGAGACAAGUCCGCGGCAAUCCUCAACAGCCGCCCCAUCACUAUCCACAAGUUCUCCUUUGAAUCUGGUAUCACGACCGCCUAUCCCAAGCCCUAUCACGGCCUUUCGACCGAUGCGUUGUCGCCUGCCAGCGGAACUCGCGCGGUAGAUUCGGCAACCGACAGGCACGCUCAGACCAUUAUCGAGGGCUUCAAUGCCAACCUGCGUCUGUGGCAGACAUCAUCUGAUAUUCUGCUAGAGCUGAGGCUCAUCAGAGAUCGACAGCUGCUGGACAAGAACAAUCACACCGGCUUUAAUGGGCCCCUCGGAGCCGCCGUGAGCCCGGCUCCUAUCCAGCUCCCCCUCGACGUACAGGCGCAGCAGUUAUCAGAUCAAGAGCGUGCACGUCUCAACACUCUAUACAUCCGCUUCGCCACCUGCCUCGACACGAUCCCACCCUCUCUCCAAUCAUAUACACUGGCGUUACUGAAUACUGACAGCGGUCCCGCCGGCGGUGGCGCGAACGGCACGCCUCCAAGCCCGACCGAUUUCCUUCGUACGAACCAGUGCGUCGUGCAGUGUGCCAAUCUCCAGGUCUCGGUCCACUGUUUGAGGAUGAUCCUCGCCCAGAAGCUCGAGAUGCUGCCGUCACUAUACGGCGUCACUGAAUUGGGCCACUCUGAUCUACACAAGACCGAGAUUGCUCGGGACAUGCUUCGUGUGAUCCAGGAAGCGCCAUUCUGGUCCUUGCAGGUCAAUGGCGAACCAUAUGUCGAAAAGAUCCGUCUGAUUGGCGCCAGCCUUCUCGAGAUCAUCCAUCGCAACGGGUCUUCGCCGAUCGCCGCCCGUGCGCGGGCGGACUUCAUAGUGCUGCUAGACCUACUUACCAGGCUGGACUCAUGUGCAUCGGAUUCCUUGCGGAACGAUUCUGGCUGGGCAGUGUAGAACUUGUGUAGACAAUGUAUAGUAAAGUGACGUGCAACCAAAGUGCGCACAAUAUUGUCCUA